Messenger RNA from Colletotrichum spaethianum, 384 nucleotides. RefSeq lists its product as uncharacterized. The transcript has a single exon. NCBI's taxonomy places the organism in Eukaryota, Fungi, Ascomycota, Sordariomycetes, Glomerellales, Glomerellaceae. The record is from RefSeq and is a predicted model, not a curated record. Bases 1 to 384 code for a protein of 127 amino acids.
AUGAUCAGUCUCACCAAGCUUGCUUUUGUAGCCUUUGCAGGCACAGCUGCCGCAGUCCCACGCAAGGAUGCCACGCCAACAAAGCCGGGCGACUGCACAACAACACUUACUAUACUUGACGCCGGCUUCACGGGCGACUACAAACCAACAGCCACCAUCACGCUCUAUAAUAGUACCGUGACCGUUGCCAAACCAACUGAUUGCCACGGCUGCAACCAUAUUACUUCGACAACGGAACUUGCACCUUGGUGGGGCGGUAUUGGGCCAGAGGUUGCGAAAGCCAUCUGGGUCUAUGCAACGGCACCUACUACGGUCACCACCUUCGUAUGCGCCACGUCAACAGCCACUCCCGCGGAUGUCCCGGUACCUGAGCCAACUAAAUAG